Molecule: messenger RNA, 3000 nt
Organism: Paramecium tetraurelia
Lineage: Eukaryota; Ciliophora; Oligohymenophorea; Peniculida; Parameciidae
Exons: 6
Biological process (GO): proton transmembrane transport
Cellular component (GO): membrane
Molecular function (GO): sodium:proton antiporter activity
Source: RefSeq, a predicted model, not a curated record
AUGGCAGAACAUGAACAUGAAUUUGAGGGCCAUGAGGAAGAAUUAGAAGCUCCAAAAGAUUCUUUGUGGAGAGAUGAACAUGAAAUGGAGAAAUCUGCAAACAUCGUUUAUUUUUUAACCUUGGGUAUUGUUUCAGGGUUAAUAUUGAGAGAGAUCAAUAAAAAGACAAAAUUUCCAUAUUCUCCAAUGAUUUUAUCAUUAGGAAUUUUAUUGGGAUUACUUUAAAAGAGUUUGGGUUACGUUGGAGAAAGUGCAAGUAUCUUGUCAAAAAUGCAUCCUCACUUAAUAGUGUUUGUCUUUGUUCCUGUUUUAUUAUUUGAGUCAGCAUUUAAUUGUGAUUGGUAUACUUUCAAAUAUCAGAUGGUUAAUAUUCUGCUGUUAGCCGGUCCUGGUUGCGGUUGGGGUGCAAUUCUUUUAGGAGCUAUAUUUAAGUUGGUUUUACGAUAUGAUGAUAAUGAUAUGACGUGGUAUUAAGCAUUUACGCUUGGUUCUGUAUUAUCAGCUACAGAUCCUGUGGCAGUGGUUGCUUUACUUAAGGAGUUAGGAGCAAGUCUGGCAUUUAAUCAUUUGAUAGAGGGAGAAGCUUUAUUGAAUGAUGGUGUAGCAAUGGUAUUUUUUAUAUUUUUUAACAAAUUUUCAAAAGCAGCAAGCGGGAAAGGGGAAGCUGUGACUGCUGGCUAAGUCGUACUCAAUUUUGUAAGGAAUUCAUUAGUAGGACCAGGCUUAGGAUUAGUAUUAGGAAUAUUAGCUGCUUUAUGGACAAAGAGAAUUUUAGGUGAUGAUAUAGAAGUAACUUGGUUAACUUUUGUAUUUACAUAUUUAACAUUUUAUUGGGCAGAAUUUUGCUUUUUUAAAACUAGUGGUUUACUAGCAGUGGUAGGUUUGGGUUUAUUUUGGAGUGCUUUUGGAAAAACUAGAAUAAGAUCAUCAGUUGAACAUUCUGUACACACUGUAUGGGGAUUUGUCUAAUAUUCUUGUGAUACUUUAAUUUUCUUAUUAGUUGGAAUUAUUGUUGGUACUCAAGUUAUUGAAGAAACAUUUAUUCAUAAAUCUGAUUAUAUUAGAAUGAUAGUGUUCUACUUUUUUAUGAUUUUGGCUAGAUUUAUAAUGAUAUUGACAUUCUGGCCAUUUUUAAGAUGUUUUGGAUAUCCUAUAUCAAAGUCUGAAUUUAUAGUUCUUGUAUAUGGUGGUUUGAGAGGUGCCUUAGGUUUAACAUUGUCUUUAAUGGUUGGAUGCGAUGAAGAAUUGCCAGCUAGAUUUAGACAUUUGUCUGUCUUUUAUGGAGCAGGGAUGGCUGCAAUUACAAAUCUAAUUAAUGGUACUACUUGCAAGGCCUUGGUUCAAUAUUUAGAGAUGAUUGAAAAUCCAGUUGUUAAGAAAAAAGUGUAUAAAAAAUAUUUGGAAGAAUUGAUAGUAAAUUCCUAAGAUAAAAUGAGAGAGUUAGAGUCAGAUUAAUUUUAUAGUAUGGCUGAUUGGAAUUAAGUGAAUUAAUUAAUUGGCUAACCUAAAUUCAUAGAAAAAAUAGAGAAAUUAGAAACUGAAAUAAAAUACAUGAUAGGCAGCAAUAAGGUAUAAGCCAGUUCAAAUAACUUAUAUGAAGGACUAACAGAUCAAGAAAUCUUUGGAGAAGUGAGAUACAGAAUCUAUCGUAUUAUGAAGGGUCUGUAUUAUGACAAAUUUGAGUAUGGAUUAUGUGAAGAAGACACAGUUCGUUUAUUGGUUGAAUCAAGUGAUAUAGGUUUGGAUCACACAAAGGCAAUUUUAAAUAUUUGGGAUUAACUAUAUAAGAAUUUCUUAAAUUUUAGCAGUGUGAAUUUCUUCUUUAAAGUUAAGGAAAUGCCAUUAAUUGGACCAUUUGCUAGAGAUUAUAUGAUUAAACAUUUAGGAUUUGUCUAUGAUGUGACUACAACAUUCUUAUCUUGUGCAAGUGAAGCAUUUCAUUUAACUGGAAGUUUCCCUAUGAGUAAAGAUGCAGUUAGAGUUGUUAUGGAAGAACUUAACAGAGAAAUAGAAAAAGCCGAAGGAUACUUGGGUAUUUUAAAUGAUACCUUUCCAGAGAUUGUUAGAGCAAUCUAAACUAAAAGAGCUUCACAUUCUAUUUUAACACAUUAAAGACAUUAUCUCGAUGAUACACAAUAGAAUGGAUUAGUAGAUGAAAAGGAAUAUUAAUUACUUAAAAAGGAAAUCAACACUAGAUUGGUUGAUUUGGAAAAUCAUUAAUUUGAGAUGGUAUUACCAUCAUUCCAUGUCUUAGCUAUGGAAUUUCCUAUUUUUUCAGGUCUUGUUUCUACAGACUUAGAUAAUAUAAUAAAGAGUGCUUAUGAAAAGAAAUUUGGACCAGAUGAAAUUAUAUAUGAAUAAGGAAUGACAUGUUAGAAUAUCUAUAUUGUGAGCAAAGGUAAUGUAGUGGAUGAAUUUCAAGGAGGUUCAAUAAAGAAGGGUUUAGGAUCAUUAAUAACAUAUACUAAUCUUAUAGGUGAUGGAACUUGCAUGAGUACUGCUAAGACAACAGCUGACUCUCUGCUUUAUUCAUUAAAUCUCAAAAUUCUUAAGGAUUUGAUGAUUAAGAAUCCAGAUUUCGAAUUUAAGAUAUAUAUUAAUUCUAUUGAAUAUUUAAGAAAGAUGUAUGAAAAUUAAUCUGGACCUCUUGCAAAUUUAGAAAUAAAGAGGUUAUUAGAUUUCUUUAGAACAAAAAGUAAAUUAAAAAAAUUUACAGCAAACUAAAAAUGUGAUUUUAUUUUUGGUGGUUAUUUAUUUAGAGGAGAAUUAAAGGACAUCAAUAAUAAAGUAUAUUCUCAAUAUAAUUAUAUACCUCCCCAAGAUACUGAGUGUUUAGUAACCAAAGAUUGUCAGUGUUUGAUUUUCGAAGAUUCGGUAGAGUCAUUCAAUAAUUAAAUGCUUAAACAACUUGAUUUAGAUCCUCAUAAAGACUAAUAGAUUUAAGAAAGAUAUUCAUAGAUUAAGCGUACUUCUAUGAUGGAUAAAAGUAAACAUCAUUGA